CGGCAGCGUGCAGCGGUGCGGGGCCGAGCUGAGCGGAGAGGCUGAGCUGUGAGGCGGUGCGUCUCCCUGACGGCACCGCAGCAUCAGCAACACAAAAGAGCAGAGAGGACGGAUCGGCCGGGGAGGAAUCGCGUCUGCAGACAAAAGAGAGAAGACGGCAGGGCAAAUUCCAGCCCUUCAAACGGCUGUUUGGGAAGAAAAAGAAAAGGGCGGCGAAAGGCAGCUUUGCGGUGCUGAAAGCUAGAUUUUCAACCGAGGAAGUGUGUAAUGGAGUUGUAUCCGAAGAUGAGGAGUGUAAUCAAAAUCUGAGGGAGUUGAAUCCCAUCGGGUCUCGAGCUCUCUCACACGACAGCAUCUUCAUCCCAGAGGACACGGUGAAGCCCGGUCUAGAUCACAGCAUGUCCCAGGAAAACGUCUCGGAUAAAGUCAAGAAUCUGCAGAGGCAGAUAGCACAGGGUAUAAAGUUUGGCCAGAGGCCUCUUUCACUUCGGAGGAGUGAAGGAGACGAGGGGACAUCAGAUGAGGAAGAGGUUCCUCAGAGUCCCCUAAAGGUUUCUGCACAAGUAGAAGUUGAGCCACCAACAAUGGAGCCAAAGCAGGUCCAAGGAGCUCAGUCGCCCGGGCAGCACAGCACCCCCCUGAAAUCCCAGAGGUCCAAAAGAGUUCUUCCAUCCACUGGCACGAUAGAAUCCGUCAACCUAGAUGCUGUUCCUCAGUCUGUUCCUCUUUUGGACAACACUGCUGCCAAACAUAAACUCUCUGUUAAACCGAAAAACCAGAGAAUUUCCCGGAAACACAGACGCUUCACCCAGGAGCUACAGGAGGUGUCGAUUCCUGGAGUAGUGCAAGAGGAUCUGGAGGAAGCUGGUGCCUCAUCAGAAAACCAGUUCAGAGCAUCAGUAGAAGAUUCCCAGCAAAGCCUGAAGAAACAGCGACUGCAUGAAGAAGAAAAACAGGAGGUAAGGAGGAGGAGAGAACUGGAAGAGCAGCGGCUCAGAGAAGAGGAAGAGGAAAAGACCAAGAGGGCAGAGGAGUUGAGGCUGCGUAAACUGGAGGAGGAGAGUUGCCGUAGGAAACAACAAGAGCAGGAAGAGAUGAGGAUGCGAGAGGAAGCAGAGAGAAGGACAAGGGAGAAGGAGGAAAGGAGGAUCAGAGAAGAGGAGGAGAGGAGGCAGAAGGAGGUGGUGGAGAGGAGGAAAAGAGAGGAGGAAGAAAGGAGGAUCCGAGAAGAAGAGGCAAAGAGGCAGCGAGAGGAGGAAGAACAGGCGAGAAAGAUGGAAGAGGAAAGGAGGAUGCGAGAAGAGGAGGAGCAUCAACAGCGGCUGGAAGACGAGAGGAGACAAUUGGAGGAGCAAAGGAGGAAAAAGGAGGAAGAAAGGAGGAGAGGAGAAGAGGAAGCAAGAAAACAACAGGAGCUUGAGGCAGAAAGGAGGAGAAAGCAAAAAGAAGAAGAGGAGGAAAUGAAGAGAAAAGAGGAAGCUGUGAAACUGAGGUUGAAAGAGAUAGAGGAAAAGAAAAUUACAGAAGCAGAGGAAAGGGUGAGAAAAGAGGAUCAGAGGAGAAUGUCGUUAGAGGAAGCUAACGGAAGCUCGGACACACAAGAGAGGAAGAGGAAAGCCGAAGAGCUAAGAUGGAAGGAGAUGGAGGAGAGACAAAGGCCUUUCUCUUUCAAAGUCUCCUCAGGAGAGAAACAGAUUCUCUUCCAGAAGGUCAACUUGACACCUGUUACUCCAGCCUCAAGCCACCAGAGCCCUGCCGCUUCCGAUCAAAGAAAAGGAGCUAAGGCAUCCUCCCCUGAAGGACCAGACUCCCCCAACCUGCCUGCGUCUCCAUAUAUCCCCCAUACAGCCAUCCUGGUGACAGGUGCCCAGCUGUGUGGGACAGCCGUCAAUUUAGACCAAAUCAAAGACACUGCUUGUAAGUCCUUGCUGGGUUUGGGAGAUGAUAAAAGGGGCCAAGGAACACCGCCAGCGAAAAGCAAAACCUCUCCGGACCGCAAGUCUGGGAAAACCAAAUCACUCACCGAGUCAGCGCUCUCUACAGACCAGUCCAGCGCAGCGGUACUGGCAGAAUGGGCAAGUAUAAGAUCAAAGAUUUUCAAGGGGGUAGAGGAUGGGAAGUAUGAUGAAUACUCAGACUCCUCAAGCAAGACUCAACCACAGCCCGGUAGUGAAGAGUCUCCGUUUGCACAUGCAAAUCUCAGAAAGACUAUGUCUGCUAGCGCCAAAUUCUCCAUCACCCCAGCAAAGAAGAAGUUUGGAGAUUCAAACAGGAACUCUGAAGUGUUUGGUCAAGAGGAUAAAGAAGCAGCAGUGGAACCUCCUCGGCCUGAUAGCCUCAUCACAGCCUCUCCAGUCCUUACCACUAAACCUCAAAACAGGACGAGUAAAACUGUCCGCAUCGUAGAAAGAGGGUCAGAUGAGUGUAUGUUUGCAAAAGACCUCCCAUCAUUCCUGGUUCCCAGCCCCGGAGACCGACCUGUUGGGUCAGAACUGAAGAGCCGGCUUCAGAGCGAACCAGCGAUGUCUGACAGCAGAGGAGACGGAGUGGAGCAAGGACAGGACAGUGAAGACCAACCCUCUCCUUUUGGUAUAAAGCUGAGGAGGACAAACUUCUCUUUGCGUUUUCACAGCGAGCAGUCCUCAGAGAAAAGGAAGAAGCGCUACAGUGCCGGAGACUGCUUCGACGGCGUCCCCUCACCUCUCACCCCCAUUGAGCCAGACUCUGAUGCGUCCUCUGUCUUUUCUGACAAAUCCAGUCCCACUUCGCCACAGAAAGAUGUUUUUAGCAAGUACUUCCAGCCAUCUUCCUCUCCCGCCAUACCCCGGGUUAAACCCGGUAAGAUCAGCAGCCCAACAGCGCACAACGAAAGUGAGAAAGUGCUUCCUAAACCACCGCCGUAUCGACGACCAGCUACAUCACCUAAACCUUCAAAUGCAGUCCCAACACCUCCGCCAUCCCCGCUACCUAAGGUACUCCACAGGUCCCCCUUUGAUGAUGCAGCCCAGAGGACAGGGGCUGCAGAUUUAUCCACCCAGGAGCAGACCAACAGGGGCGAGGAACCAUCAGCAGUGGCUCAGCUGCAACAGAGCAGCGAAGGCCACGCCCAAGUUGAAGAGGAGAUAAAGGAAAAGAGAUCAUUCUUCCCCUCCCUCAACAUCCCCUGGAGAGAGAAAACGGACAGAAAGACAGAGCUCGUCAAGAAAGAAAAACCCUCCCUACAGAGCCGGCACUCCCUGGACAGUUCAAAAGUCCAGGAGAAGGAGGCGGGGCCCUUGUGGAUCACGCUGGCUCUGCAGAAGCAGAAGGGCUUCAGAGAGCAACAGCAGAACCGCGACGAACGUCGAACCCAAAGAGAGUCCAAACUGAGCGAAAAGCAAACUAGAGAGAAAGAUGGCGCUGGACUGGUGAGCCCCGCAGAGAGCAAGGGAAGCGGGAGCACCACUCCUUCUUCCAAGCCUCAGACACCAGACGAGCCCAAGAGACCCGACAGCCUCCUGGGAAGAUUUGAGCGCCGAGACAACUUGAAAAAGGCCAACACUUUACCGAGCUCUGUCACUGUGGAGAUUGCAGACUCGACGCCGUCGCCCCCGGCCGUGAAGGACGUAUCAAAGCGCUUCCCUUCCAGUGACUCUCCGCAGGUGUGCACGGAGCCGGCCUGGCUGGCACUGGCGAAGCGGAAGGCUAAAGCCUGGAGCGACUGUCCUCAGAUCAUCAAAUAACCCCCUCCCACACACACACACACACAUUACUCCGGCUUCGUGGCGUUCAUUGAUACUGCACACUGCCCUUGGACUCUGAAGCACCUGGAGAGUCACCGUCACCUGUCCCCACCCUCCAAAAGCAGCACAUCUCUCAGCGUGGAAACUCCUGACUCCGCAACAAGAAAAUCACCCCGUAACCCUCCACACACUGGCUGCUAUUACUAUCAUAUUAAAGUGCGCUUCACAUUUAAAUGUUCCAAUAAAAAUUGCACAGAUUUAUGAAAACAAAUGUUGAAAGCAUGCGUAUAUCUUAAACGAACACCCAAAGUUUCUGUCGCCUUAAGGCAAAGUUCUCAACAGCCAAUCACAACCGUGGCGGGCCGCUGCAGUAGCCAAACCCUUCUCAAAUGGAUCCUUCGCUCAUCACAAUAUAAUACUCUUGUAUUAUUGGGUGAAGCUCUGACGAACGGCAGUGUUAAAUCUCCAGAGGGUAUGAGUGUGAAUUGUGUUUUAAGGGCUACCUUUAAAAAUAAUAACUCAGCAUGACUGUGCUUCUGGACAGCUGAUGGAAGUGUGAAGGGCAUCUUCUCUGUCCUCCUUGGUAUUAUUUAUGUAAAACAGCAGACUUACCUUACACUGAAACUAUACUGUAUCUUUUCUCUGAGCCUUGUUUGCUGUGUAAAAAAAAAGAAGAAAAAAAUGCAUUGUUUUUCUUUCUUUUUGUCGUCGUUUUUGAAAUCAUACUGGAAACCUUAGCAUAACAGUUCUUUCUGUGUCCGUGAUGACUGUGAUGGCUGUCCAAGAACUUUUUGUACUAUUUCGUCAUUAUACACCAUCAGAACCAGUCUUUAACAGCGUUUUUCACAGCUACACGAUGACCUAGUUUGAAAUCUUUGCUUUCCUCAUGCAAGACGGACACAACUGCUCGGCGUGACUUACGAUUCCUGUAGCUGUCUAACACAUGUAUGUUUGCAGGCUUACACCGUCACUUCCUCUUAAAUGUGAUGCGACGUUAAUGCGAGCAUUUCCGAUAGCAGAACAUAUCCUGCCACUCAUGCAAUGAUCUGUAAGUAGCUGUCUGAGCUGUGCGACAGUCAGGUGUCACCGGAGCUUUGCUCGGAGAGAGGCCGCUACGGCUGAGUCACUUUGUCAUUUUGUUUCUUUUGAUCGUGCACAAUAGUGUAGAGUACACAGUGUUAUAUGUAACAAAAAUGUUUGGUAUUAUUUGCACUUUUGGUCCACUUAGAGAUAUUCAUGAGAAAAUUCUUAAAGCGAUACAAACUGUUAUGAAUGAUGUAAAUUAAAUACUGAUGUCUGAA
This is a messenger RNA of Cololabis saira (Pacific saury), 5023 nucleotides long. It is a transcript of the gene cracd, whose product is annotated as capping protein inhibiting regulator of actin dynamics. Bases 399 to 3722 code for a protein of 1107 amino acids. Lineage: Eukaryota; Metazoa; Chordata; Actinopteri; Beloniformes; Belonidae. The record is from RefSeq and is a predicted model, not a curated record. Gene Ontology annotation, biological process: maintenance of gastrointestinal epithelium; negative regulation of barbed-end actin filament capping. The transcript is spliced from 9 exons.